ACAUCCACUUCGUGUUUAUUUUUCACCACGGGAACGGUAGAUGGAUUCGUCCUUGAGAGCUCCAGCUCAUCGAACGGUGCGCUGCCGGUGCGCUGCUGUCGAACCUGUAAGAUUAUUGUGAUCGGAGAUGCCGGUGUCGGCAAGACCUGUCUGACACACCGCUUCUGCACCGGACAGUUUCCCAGCAGAACGGAGGCGACAAUUGGUGUGGAUUUUCGUGAGAAAGUUCUUGACAUAGAAGGCGAGAAAGUCAAAGUACAGCUGUGGGACACAGCUGGUCAGGAGCGUUUUCGUAAAAGCAUGGUGCAGCACUACUAUCGCAAUGUGCACGGGAUUGUCUUCGUGUUUGAUGUCACUAACCCCAUUAGUUUCCGCAAUCUGCCACUGUGGAUGGACGAGUGCCGUCAGCACUCUCUUGGUCCAGAUAUACCCCGGGCCCUUGUUUGCAACAAGGCCGAUCUGGUCACUUCAGCAAUUACAUCUGUGUUAAUCGAGCAGGCUCGUCAUUUGGCCGAAGUCCAUGGAAUGUCUUUUUAUCUUACUUCAGCCAAAGGUCGCAAAGGGGACCAGGUGGACAGCAUCUUUGUGACAUUGGCAAAGAGUCUGAAAAGCCAGAGAAGCCAGAGUGUGAACGAAUGUGUGUUACAGUGCAGAUCUGAGAGCUUCACAAUCCCAGCAAAAAUUAUAAUAGCACAAGAGAGCAAGAAGAAAUGGGCCUGCAUCUGCUAACGGACAGAUGCACACAAGAGUGGUGUGCUUAUUUCAGUGUGUCCACUAAUAGGGACAAGAGUAAAUAGCAAUUUUGUCCUUUGAGAAUCACAAGUCUGUGGUCAGAAAGAGAGAGAGAAAAAAAAUCUUUAAACUUCUUGCAGUCAAAGCAACUUAUGUUGGCCAUUAUAUAAAGAAGGAAUUAUGAAGUAAUUCUUCCAGCAUGGAGUCUUCUACAGAGAAGUGUAACACUGCUAGACUAAAUGACUUCACUCUAAACCUGGAGAUAAGGACUAAUUGUGACUUCACAUGUUAAAAAGUAUAGCUUUUGGCUGUAUAUUUGUAGUCUCUGACAACUGAUUCUUCGCUUAUUUGUUCUUGCUGCUCUGUGCUGUCCCAUGUGGGUCUAAGGCUACUGACUAACCAUUACAGUCAAACCAAAAUUUAUUCAGACACCUUGAACAUUUAAUUCAUUAAUACAGUUUAUUCACUAUAGUUUAAUAAAAUAU
This is a messenger RNA of Megalobrama amblycephala (Wuchang bream), 1217 nucleotides long. RefSeq names its product ras-related protein Rab-33B (gene rab33bb). NCBI's taxonomy places the organism in Eukaryota, Metazoa, Chordata, Actinopteri, Cypriniformes, Xenocyprididae. The annotation marks the transcript as partial. Gene Ontology annotation, cellular component: Golgi apparatus; endosome. The record is from RefSeq and is a predicted model, not a curated record. The transcript is spliced from 2 exons. Gene Ontology annotation, molecular function: GTPase activity; GTP binding.